UGGGCAACUGGUUUAGUGCCUCCAAAGUUUCAAUGGAAAACUAUAGAUUUGGCGUUUGAAAAUGAUAUACAACGAGAUAAGGCAAUCGCUUCAAAGGAAUUUAUUCCUGAGAAUAAUAUGCCGACUGGAAUUGCCAGAUGGAAGUCGAAGCUUUUCAUCACGAUACCUCGAUGGAAAAAAGGUGUCCCAUCCACGCUAAAUUACAUACCCCUGAACUGUGUCCAAAACUGUCCCCUCCAUCCGUACCCCAGCUGGCGGGACGGGUAUCUCCCAGACAGUGCAUCCAAUAUUAACUCUAAUGCAACAAUCGUGUCCACUUUUAGAAUACACGUCGACUCGUGCGAUAGACUGUGGGUUGUUGAUAACGGGGUUGCUGAUAUGGCGAACGAGGUGAAGCAGAUAACCAUGCCUGCUAUAGUUGUGUACAACCUAAACGUCAAUAUGCUGGACGAGAGAUACGAGCUCCAUGACGAUGUUAUCAUGGAUUCUUCAGUUCUCACUAGUAUUGUAGUUGACGUAAAUAAGAACUGCAGAGACGCCUAUGCCUACAUCACAGAUAUGGGUUCAAACGCAAUUGUAGUUUAUAGCUUAAGCAGAAAAGACUCAUGGAGGGUGGAACAUCCCUUUUUUAGUUUCGACCCCUUCGCCGGGUCAUACAAAGUGGGCGGCGUCGAAUUUUAUUGGAAUGAUGGAGUUUCUUCAGCUGCUUUGACGGGAGCUAAAAAAGAUGGGUAUCGUAACCUGUAUGUCCACCCAACGUCGAGUACUAAGCAAUUUAAGUUAUCGACUAAAGUGUUAAAACAAAAGAAUGUCGAGCCUGAAGAUAUUAUUGACGCUGUUGAGGUAGUCGGCGACAGAGGACCCAACACUCAAUCUACGGCAUGUGAUUAUGAUCCUUGUACCAAUGUACUCUUUUACACUCAGCUGAAUAAAAACGGCGUUGGAUGUUGGAACUUAGAUAAGCCGUUCCACGGGGACAAUGUACAUGUUCUUGUCAGCGAUUGUACUUUGAUGGAAUUUCCCAACGAUGUCAAGGUGGACGCAGACUGCAAUGUUUGGAUCCUAAGCGAUCGCCAGUCCCGAUUUCUUUACAACACGAUGAACUACAGCGACGUGAACUAUCGUAUAAUGAGUGCGCCCGCCUGCAUGCUAAUACAAGGCACAACUUGUGAAAACAGUAAAAGCCGUUUCAGCUUGAAACGUUCUGUUAGAGAUUUUAUAAAUUGAGAUCGCAACAUCGUAAAGUCUCGCUCAAGAUGAAUAAUUGUUAAACUGAAGACAAGUGGCCGUGAAAAUAUUUUCAAGUGUUAGUUUUGCCUGAAGUCAGAAGACAGCGAUGUGUAUCCUAUUUUCGUGUAUAUGUAGUACAUCGAGAAAAACUAAACUAAAUUAUAACCGGCGUUUUAUUGUUCUCAAAUUACUAU
Molecule: messenger RNA, 1424 nt
Organism: Hyposmocoma kahamanoa
Lineage: Eukaryota; Metazoa; Arthropoda; Insecta; Lepidoptera; Cosmopterigidae
Product: L-dopachrome tautomerase yellow-f2-like
Exons: 9
Coding region: 118-1227 (369 amino acids)
Cellular component (GO): extracellular region
Source: RefSeq, a predicted model, not a curated record